AUGGGGUGUAAGGUACAAGAUCGCUACAGGUAUAGCUUCUGCUUACUCUAUCUGCAUGAAGAGUGUGGACAUUGUGUGGUGUAUCGAGAUGUCAAAACGAGCAACAUCAUGCUUGAUUUGGAAUUUAAUGUGAAGCUUGGAGACUUCAGAUUGGCUCGACUCAAGGACCCUGAACAUGGUAUAAAAACAACUGCUUUAGCUGGAACUCUCGGUUACAUGUUCCCUGAGUACUUAACAACAGGGAAGGCAAGUAAAGAGUCGGAUAUCUAUAGCUUUGGGGUGGUUGCAUUAAAGAUCGUUUGUGGGAAAAAGGAAAUUGAUAGAGUUGAUCCAUAUUCGGAUCUUGGGUUGGUUAAGUGGGUUUGGGGUUUACAUGAAAAAGGUAAGCUACUUUAUGGUGUCGACCAGAUCCUGAACAAUGAAUUUGAUGCUCCACGGGUCGAGUGUUUGAUGAAGGUGGGGUUAUGA
Messenger RNA from Lactuca saligna, 468 nucleotides. NCBI's taxonomy places the organism in Eukaryota, Viridiplantae, Streptophyta, Magnoliopsida, Asterales, Asteraceae. The record is from the annotation of a GenBank genome assembly.